UUAGAGACAUCCUGAAAAUAAGAACAUUACAAACAUUUCCUAAACUUUGUCUGAACCCGUCUGAAGGCUGACAGUCAGUACUGAUUUUCAACCUUGUCUUUUGUACAGAGCAUUUUUCAGAAUCUUUUACUAACAUGAGGUGAAACAUUUCGAGCUUUAUAGCGUCAGUUUUGAUGAGAAUCCACAGUCUCGAUCUAACAGAAUACCACCUACACUAGACUGAUCAAUGUGUGGUCGUAAGUAAAGCCUCGGUUGUGAAGUCCAUCAUCUCAGUCUGCUGUAUGAGUCCAGAAAAAUCUUCAGCUUUGACAGAAACUGUUGUACACUUUGUUAUCGAGCUGCUCUCCAGGCUGAUGCGUUCAGUUAGUCUGACUGAUGAACUUUAUAACCUGUGGAUUUAAAAGCGACGCAGACAUUGCGGGCUGUACAGGGCGGAACAAAAAGCAACUGUCCUCUGCAGGAAGCUUUAUGUGUGACAGCAGGCGGAAGUAAGGAAAGAAAAGCCGGAAGUGUUUGUUUCCUGCGUGAGGAGUGAGCAGGGAGGCUUUUCUGUUGGAAAAGGCUUAAUUUAGAGUUCUGCGUUGAAUAUUUUAAAAAUCUGCAACACCGUCUGUGGAAGCUCACACCUGUGCGGCUGAAAGCGGAGUAAUAUCUCCGAGUAAGAGCGCAAUUUAGCGCGGAAGCAUACAUCGAUCGUGAGCAGGGCUGAGUGUGUGAGCUGAGUGUGUGAGCUGCGGCAGCAACGAUGCCUUCAGUUCAGUAUCUGAGAGAGUUUAUCAACGAGCGACUAACUGCUGCUGCUGAACAAAUAUUCUUGGAGUUUGAAAAAACGAUCGUCCAGUACGAGGAAGAGAUCGACCGUCAGCGCAGACUGCUGGAUAUCACCUGGAAACCCCAAAUCAAGCUGCACAGGACAGGUGUCCCACAGCAGCAGGUCUGUGAGGAGGAGGAGGAGGAGGAGGUUCUCCCUGAGCAGCAGCUCUGGAACCAGGAGAGGAGCUCCAGUGUGGAGCAGGAGGAACCAGAACCUCCACAGAUUAAAGAGGAACAGGAGGAACUGUGCAGCAGUCAGGAGGGAGAGCAGCUGGGACUGAAGGAGGAGACGGAUACCUUCAUGGUGACUGCUGCUGCUGAGGAAAGUGGGUACAGUGAGCAGCUCCUCUCUCACAGCUCUGCUGGAGCUGAGAGUCAGCAUCAGGAAGGAAGCGGGAGCGCCGACUCAGGAUCCACUAGAAAUCGAAACAUUAGUCACAGCAACAAUGCAGAUCGCCCUCAUGUGCCAUACAGUCAGUGUAACAGCAAAACUGCUGAAAAGUCUAUAAAAUGUGAUGUUUGUGGAAAAUCUUUUAAGUAUACUUCCAGAAUGAAGCGACAUUAUUCGAUGCACACAGGUGAGAAGCCGUAUUCUUGU
Haplochromis burtoni (Burton's mouthbrooder) is the source of this 1411-nucleotide messenger RNA. RefSeq names its product zinc finger protein 251-like. Lineage: Eukaryota; Metazoa; Chordata; Actinopteri; Cichliformes; Cichlidae. Gene Ontology annotation, cellular component: nucleus. The record is from RefSeq and is a predicted model, not a curated record.